CCUUGAUGCUCAACCUGUUUGUGAACCUUCAAGUGGCUAAAGUUUGUCAGCCAUCUCUGAGCUCCCUCUGUCUGAGUCACAGGGCUCAUCUAUAAACAAAAUGUCUGACACAGAAGACGUCAUGGAGGAGGAAGCUCAAGAGACAGAUGAGUCAAAGCCCAAACCAAAAUUUAUGACAAAUAUUGCGGCUCCAAAGAUCCCUGAUGGCGAAAAAGUGGAUUUUGAUGACAUCAGCAGGAAGCGUCAGGAGAAGGAUCUCGCUGAGCUUCAGUCACUGAUCGAGGCUCAUUUCAUCCAGAGGAAGAAAGAGGAAGAGGAGCUCAUCGCCCUCGUCAACAGAAUUGAGAAGCGUCGUACUGAGAGAGCAGAGCAGCAAAGGGAGCGGGCUGAGAGAGAGAAGGAGAGGCAGGCUAGACUUGCGGAGGAAAAGGAACGUAAGGAGUUGGAGGAGCAGCGUAAGAAGCUUGAUGAGGACGCUAAGAAGAAGAAGGCUCUCUCGAACAUGACCCAGCAGUACAGCGCUGGGCAGAAGACUGAGAGCAGAAAAGGAGCCAAGAAACAAACUGAGAGGGAGAAGAAGAAGAAGAUCCUGGCUGAACGCAGGAAGAUUCUCAACAUCGAUCAUAUGAAUGACGAGAAACUCAAGGAGAAGGCCAAUGAGCUGUGGCAGUGGCUGAUGGGGCUGGAGGCUGAGAAGUUUGAUCUCGGUGAAAAACUCAAAAGACAAAAGUACGAUAUUAACCAGCUUCUUGCCCGAGUCCAGGAUCACCAGAAGUAAGUACAAGGACCCCGACGGUGGGUGGUUGUAGUUUUGAUUACUAUUAAGAAUAGAUGCUGGUCUCGUCUCUCUGAUUCUUCAAAAUCUUCUCCAAAUCUUCUUCACUAAAACUACAAAGAUGAAUUCUGAAUGAAUCCUAACAUAAAAAAUACUCAAAUUGCAGAUGAACAAAUCAUUCUCCACUCAUCAUUAUCACUGCAUGCAAACGUUCCUGUUUGUAAUUUAUGUUGCAUCGAGUCGACUCUGCGUGGUAAUAUUAUGCAUUUUAAAGAAAGAACUGGCUGAAACAAAACUAACUGCAACACAAUUUGUGAUAUAGUUUGAAAUUAUGCGAUAUGCAUUAAAAAAAAAUGUCCCAGAGUUGUAUAAUUAUCCAUCUGUGAGCAUAAACAAGAUUCUUGCAAGUCUAUAAAAAAAAGAGAAACUUUCCUUUUUGUUUGUAACGUCAUUAGCAAGACAAGUCCUGCACCUAAAAUUUAACUUGAGCCAAACUUAUUUUGUGUCAUAACUGGGGCAAAAAGUCAGAGAAUAAGAGAUAAAGGAUACUGUGUAGCAUCAUAAUAGAGAUUUUGGCAGUUAAAACAUCAAACAAAGCAACCUGUUCAUUGAUCUGUUGAUUGAUUUGCUUAAUGCUGCAUUCACAUGACCUCCACUUGUCCUGAACCACCUGACUGCGGUGUUGGGCAUUAACCUUUUCCUGCACC
Messenger RNA from Thunnus maccoyii (southern bluefin tuna), 1482 nucleotides. It is a transcript of the gene tnnt2d, whose product is annotated as troponin T2d, cardiac. Gene Ontology annotation, biological process: regulation of muscle contraction; cardiac muscle contraction; sarcomere organization. The transcript has 11 exons. The record is from RefSeq and is a predicted model, not a curated record. Lineage: Eukaryota; Metazoa; Chordata; Actinopteri; Scombriformes; Scombridae. Bases 101 to 778 code for a protein of 225 amino acids. Gene Ontology annotation, cellular component: troponin complex. Gene Ontology annotation, molecular function: troponin C binding; tropomyosin binding; troponin I binding.